GAGUCUAUGAAAUGUUGGUGCAUAACGUGUUUGCAUUACACUUUGGACCGUACCGGUGGCUUUUGUUUUGUAAACAACUUCAUGUAACAAGACGAAUCUCGUGAUCUCGUGAUGGUGAGCACGAAAUACUCGAAACUCCAAGAAUUAGAAGACGACAGUGGUUUGACAUUAUCGGAUAGGUAUUACAGAAGAAACGGAAUCGUUGCGAAAAUGUUGAGAGGUGGAGCUGUAUUUUUACUCGUCGGCAUUUUGCUGGCCCUGUGCAGCAGUAUAUUCGUGGACGGUCUGGGCUACCCACUUCAUGCAUCAUGCAAAAUCGAUUGGAUGUUUGGAGUAAACUGUUCGACAGUUUCCAUGGAUCUUGUAAAUCAGAUCAAGAAGUGGUCAGGACCAAAUAACUGUGAUCAAGGGGGAGAGAAGUGCCUCUACUCGCUGGUCUCCGUAAACAGUACAAUUCUGCUAGCCAAACAUGAGACUCCAAAACAACAAUACGUAGAUGACCUAAGCUUCCAGUUCACACAAAAGGGAACAAAUUGCGCAGUGCAUGGAUAUUCAACCUCAGAAACAUGGUAUGCUGUCCUGGACAAAGGAACAAACUAUUGCAAUCUUCACAACUUAAUCACAGGAAGUGGACUGGAUGAAACAAAGGGCUAUACAGAAAAUACUAAUGACGGCCAGUGUACCCAAUUUUCUUCUGCAGAUUGUGAGGUUUAUUGAUAGAAUGGCUAUCGUUAUGAUGUGUUAAGCUUCCAGGAGAACAAUCUUAGAGAAUUAAAAUGCUCUCAAAUUUGAUAACAAAUAGAAUUAAAUGCUAGAUGCAAUCUUAUGUUGCAAAGUACUACUCAUUACACAGCGUGCAUUUAUAAACAAAGCCAUAUUGAUUCAUUGAUGAAUGUUUAAUCACACAUUUACUAUGCACAUGUAUAUUCAAGGUGUUUUGAGUACUGAGUACUAGUGUAAAAACAUAUUACUUUCAUCAAGCAAAUAUAUGUUACAGUUAAACUUGCAUAUUUAGCAAAGUUUUUCAUCGUAUAGUGAGGUAUAAAGUGAAAUACUGCGAUGUCCUUUCAUCUAUGAUUGGAGAACUGGACAUAGCAGGUUCUUUAUCUAGAAUUUUCUAUUCCAUCCUACAGUAGAUUCCAAGCGGACAAAUUCACCGUACGCCCUGAAUAAUGGAUGAAACUGCUGUCCAGUUCUUCAUAAAAAGGACAUCUUCGUCGUCCUUUAGUUUUUGAUGAACAUUUCACAUACCGAGUCAAAACAGCCUAAAAUAAGCAUCCUUUUGCAGUGCAUGAUGGUACACACUGCUCACUUUCAGUAGGGAAAAUUAUCUUUUCCAUGCAAUAAUUUCAGCCCUGAAGAUUUCAUUAUUAUCAUUCCUCUAAUUAUGUAAGAGAUAUAUAAAUUUAUUAGUAUUAUUAGAUUUUAUGUCUGAUAUGUACAGAAGUAUAUGUAUGCAUUGAUUGUAAAUCAAAACUCUUGCUUAAUUUCUGUAGUAGCGUAUAAUGAUUUUCAUUUUACUACUUUGUUUGCAUUAAGAAAGAAUACUUCAAGGCAAUUUCUUGCAAGCUUAUGGACACUCUAAAAGGAAAAACAAAGAUCUGUAGUCAUAUCAAAAAAUAUUCUGAAAAUUGAUCUGAAAACUUGAUAUAAAUUGCCUGGCUCUAUUUUUUCUGUAAUGUGUUUCUGUUGAUUUCCUUGUAGAAUUUGAAACAAGUAUUUUUCAUGAAAUUCAACAAUCUUUCACAUUAAAAAUGAUUAAAAUGAAAAUAAGUUGACUUUCUGUUCUGUCUUUCUGGAGACCCGACAUCGGACAUGCAAAGCAUGCAUUAUUUACAUCUUCCAAGACAAACAUAUAUUUCUGUGAUCCCAAGAUAAAUUUUAAUGAAAUCCAGAAACAAAUUUUUGCCCAAUUUUUUUUUUCAACUGAUCAUUUCCUAACCCUCCCCUCCAAAAAAAAAACCCUAUUAAACAUUUACAUGGAUUUUAGAUUGUUUAUGAGAGAUUGUACUUAAUUUCUGAUUCAAUUACAUUUACUUUCAGAAUUGUUGUAGUACAGGGUAUAUUAGAUGUAUUCUACCAAAGAUGAAAUUGCAGUAUAUGCAUGUACUUAAUGUAAUCCACUCAUGACAGUGAUUAUUAAAAAAAUAUUGGAUCAGACUUUUUUCAUCAAAUUGGCAACAUCAACAAUUUUUUCAUCAUUUUUUCUGUUUGAAUGUUAUACAGGUUGUAUCUGAAAUAUUGAAAAAAAUGAAAUAAUUAAUUUAGAAAUAAGAAGUUUUAAAUAUUGUCAUUGAAAAAUAGCCAUCUAUAUUACUUUGGUGAGUUCCAUGACAUUGCCGUAUUGAGGAUUGUAGUGAUUACUUUUCUUUUGAGCAUUCUUUCACAAAAUUUCUGUAGCCUUUCAUGAAUGGGAUGAUAUUAAUAGGAAAUGUAGGAUACAUCUGUAUGAGAACUACAAGUAUGUGUUUCAUUUUGUUGUGAAAGUAGUGUAGUUGAUUUUAUAAUAGAUUUCAACACAAAAUCUUUUUGUAUGGUUUGAUAUAAAAGGGAAAAUUCUGCUUGUACGAAGCUCUGCUGAUGGAGACCAUUCCAAGGCCAAUACAUUUAUUAACAUUUUGUAUUUUUCUUGUAAUGUGUCCAGACAGAAAUUAAUUCAUUUCAAUCAAGUUGGUACAUGAUACCAACAUUAUAAUUCUAUUAUGAUUACCAGAGGUAUAAUGAAUUUAUGGACUGAAAACUACUAUAAUUAUCAAUUUUUUAUGUGAUAAAAGACUCCCAAAUGUAAUAUGCAAUAUUACAAUAUAUAAUAUAUAGUGGAAUAUUACUGUGACUGGACUUUCUGAUUGAUGUUUCUUAUACACUUGGUAUAAAUAAAAUUGAUUCAUAAUCGGAA
Lytechinus pictus (painted urchin) is the source of this 2896-nucleotide messenger RNA. RefSeq lists its product as uncharacterized. The record is from RefSeq and is a predicted model, not a curated record. NCBI's taxonomy places the organism in Eukaryota, Metazoa, Echinodermata, Echinoidea, Temnopleuroida, Toxopneustidae. Bases 112 to 717 code for a protein of 201 amino acids. The transcript has 5 exons.